Molecule: messenger RNA, 1111 nt
Organism: Oncorhynchus masou masou (cherry salmon)
Lineage: Eukaryota; Metazoa; Chordata; Actinopteri; Salmoniformes; Salmonidae
Product: collagen alpha-1(IV) chain-like
Exons: 8
Coding region: 1-915 (304 amino acids)
Cellular component (GO): collagen trimer
Molecular function (GO): extracellular matrix structural constituent
Source: RefSeq, a predicted model, not a curated record
AUGGUGUGGUCUAACACGGGUCCUCGGGCGGAACAGCUGCCGUGGCACUUUGGCCAUGCGGCCAAGUGGUUGCGUGCGCACCCUGAGGUUGAAGUUGCCCGAGUAGGUUUAGAUCACAGGCACCUGUAUGCGGAGGGCAGUGGUCUGGGAGGGAGUGCAGGCGCGGGGCCUGGACAACAGGCUCAAGGACCUGAAUUGGUUGAGCCUCCACAAGUGCUUGCCGGGUCACCCAGGCCCGAGGUGUGUUCCUGGUACACCGGUCUAGAUAGCUGUAACGGGACCAGAGGGGACUCUGGUUUCCCUGGAAUCCAUGGUCUGGAUGGGCCUGAUGGGGGAGCGGGUUACUCAGGGAUCAAAGGAGUGCCAGGGGACCCCACCGUUCAGUUCAUCCAGUACCCUGGUAUACCUGGUGAUGUCGGCCGUGCUGGGGUUACUGGACUGCCUGCAUGUAGCUGUCGCUGUAACUGUGAUGGAGUUAAAGGCAGUAAGGUAUCCAAGGUGAGCAGGGGACUCCGGGAUCCAAAGGCUCCCAAGGUCCCUAAUUUGCUGUGCCAGUACAGGACUGCUUCUGAUUCACCCGUCACAGCCAGAAGCAGAAUGUGCCAUAGUGCCCAGGGGGCAGCAACCUCAUCUACUCCGGAUACUCCCUCCUGUUCAUCAAUGGCAACAACAGAGGCCAUAGCCAGAAUCUGGCAAACAGGGGCUGGAGCGGAGGGCUCUGGCCAGCUGCUGGCCUCUUUGUGGUCCUGCCUAGAAGAGUUCCGGAAGAUUCCCUUCAUUGAGUGCCAUAGGCGAGGGACUUGCAACUACUACACUGACUCCAGCAGCAAAUGGCUGGCCUUGUUGGACCCCGAAAACAUGUUCAGGCAGCCGGUGGGGAAAGAGGUUGGUGGUCCACACCCCCCACAUCCCUGACAGGCCACCUGUCACUCAACCCAGGAAGCAGAGUGACGAGCUGAGAGGGCGAGCUCUUUAUAAGAGCCCCACAGAACCCUCAUCAACAGAACCAGGCCUGCUCCAUAUCAACUGAUCUAGAUCCAGCACACCCCGGUCCAGCUUAGCUCAGCUAGUUUCACCGUGUCUCGUCCCUGCAAACCCAACCCAGCUCUGU